CGCCGCCGCAUUUGGGCGGGGGGACCCCGGAGUCCGCGGGCUGCGGACCGGAGCGGGAGACGGGGCUGUCGUAGGAUGCGCUCCCGCUGGACGCCGGCGCACUCUGAAUAUCAUGCUGCCGCACACGCGGGGCUGAAGGGCCGAGUCUUCACCUGCGCGGGGAUGCGGCGGAAGCGUCGCGUCUUCGCGAGUGGAGGUUUCGUGUUCCCGCGGGGUUGGUGUGUUUUUGAACUUCACGAGCUUCUCAUCCCCCCCGCAAUCCUGGUUUUAGCAGAUGUCGGGGUUUUGGAGACCUGACACUUUUCGUGAAAGAUUCUUUCUGGAGCCCCCUAAUGAAAGUCUUCAGUAAAUAGUUUUUCUGCAUGGACUGAUUUUCCUGAGGCCAUUGUGGAGAGAGGUAUCUGUGGGCUUGUGAAGCUGCUCUGCCACACCAGUAAGGAUCAGGGAAAGAAAAUACUUAGGCCACACCGUUGCAGUCUUUGGUUGCAUGCCAGUCUGAAGCAUUUUAUGGACCCGUUUUGCCAUAGCUCUUCAGAACCCAGGCUGCUUUCAGGAACAUUGCUGUGGAUUCCCAGGGCCUAUUGCACUAGAAGCAAGAUGGCUGAACUCAAUACUCAUGUGAAUGUCAAGGAAAAGAUCUAUGCAGUUAGAUCAGUUGUUCCCAACAAAAGCAAUAAUGAAAUAGUCCUGGUGCUCCAACAGUUUGAUUUUAAUGUGGAUAAAGCCGUGCAAGCCUUUGUGGAUGGCAGUGCAAUUCAAGUUCUAAAAGAAUGGAAUAUGACAGGAAAAAAGAAGAACAAUAAAAGAAAAAGAAGCAAGUCCAAGCAGCAUCAAGGCAACAAAGAUGCUAAAGACAAGGUGGAGAGGCCUGAGGCAGGGUCCCUGCAGCCGCAGCCACCACAGAUUCAAAACGGCCCCAUGAAUGGCUGCGAGAAGGACAGCUCGUCCACAGAUUCUGCUAACGAAAAACCAGCCCUUAUCCCUCGUGAGAAAAAGAUCUCAAUACUUGAGGAACCUUCAAAGGCACUUCGUGGGGUCACAGAAGGCAACAGACUACUGCAACAGAAACUAUCCUUAGAUGGGAACCCCAAACCUAUACAUGGAACAACAGAGAGGUCAGAUGGCCUACAGUGGUCAGCUGAGCAGCCUUGUAACCCAAGCAAGCCUAAGGCAAAAACAUCUCCUGUUAAGUCCAAUACCCCUGCAGCUCAUCUUGAAAUAAAGCCAGAUGAGUUGGCAAAGAAAAGAGGCCCAAAUAUUGAGAAAUCAGUGAAGGAUUUGCAACGCUGCACCGUUUCUCUGACUAGAUAUCGCGUCAUGAUUAAGGAAGAAGUGGAUAGUUCCGUGAAGAAGAUCAAAGCUGCCUUUGCUGAAUUACACAACUGCAUCAUUGACAAAGAAGUUUCAUUAAUGGCAGAAAUGGAUAAAGUUAAAGAAGAAGCCAUGGAAAUCCUGACUGCUCGUCAGAAGAAAGCAGAAGAACUAAAGAGACUCACUGACCUUGCCAGUCAGAUGGCAGAGAUGCAGCUGGCCGAACUCAGGGCAGAAAUUAAGCACUUUGUCAGCGAGCGUAAAUAUGACGAGGAGCUCGGGAAAGCUGCCCGGUUUUCCUGUGACAUCGAACAGCUGAAGGCCCAAAUCAUGCUCUGCGGAGAAAUUACACAUCCAAAGAACAACUAUUCCUCAAGAACUCCCUGCAGCUCCCUGCUGCCUCUGCUGAAUGCGCACGCAGCAACCUCUGGGAAACAGAGUAACUUUUCCCGAAAAUCAUCCACUCACAAUAAGCCCUCUGAAGGCAAAGCGGCAAACCCCAAAAUGGUGAGCAGUCUCCCCAGCACCGCCGACCCCUCUCACCAGACCAUGCCGGCCAACAAGCAGAAUGGAUCUUCUAACCAAAGACGGAGAUUUAAUCCACAGUAUCAUAACAACAGGCUAAAUGGGCCUGCCAAGUCACAGGGCAGUGGGAAUGAAGCCGAGCCACUGGGAAAGGGCAACAGCCGCCACGAACACAGAAGACAGCCGCACAACGGCUUCCGGCCCAAAAACAAAGGUGGUGCCAAAAAUCAAGAGGCUUCCUUGGGGAUGAAGACCCCCGAGGCCCCGGCCCAUUCUGAAAAGCCCCGGCGAAGGCAGCACGCUGCAGACACCUCGGAGGCCAGGCCCUUCCGGGGUAGUGUUGGUAGGGUUUCACAGUGCAAUCUCUGCCCCACGAGAAUAGAAGUUUCCACAGAUGCAGCAGUUCUCUCAGUCCCGGCUGUGACGUUGGUGGCCUGAGCUAGGAGGAAAAAGAGCAGUUUUCACUCAGUUUUGGUUCCCUGCCCGAGGUGCUGACCCAAUUCGCUGCCAAAAGAGUGUCAAUCAGAAUAUACAAAUCCCGUAUGGUUGUGUCAUCCUCUCUUAAUCAUUUUUACUAAUUCUAAUAAUCAGCUCUAGCUUGCUUCAUAAUUUUCAUGGCUUUGCUUGAUCUGUUGAUGCUUUCUCUCAUCAAGACUUUGCAGCAUUUUAGCCAGGCAGUAUUUACUCAUUAUUAGGAAAAUCAAGAUGUGGCUGAAGAUCAGAGGCUCAGUUAGCAACCUAUGUUGUAGCAGUGAUGUCAGUCCAUUGAUUGUCUUUAGAGAGUUAAUGUUACAAAAAAGAAUUCUUAAUAAUCAGACAAACAUGAUCUGCUGAGGACACAUGCGCUUUUGUAGAAUUUAACAUCUGGUGUUUUUCUGAAAAAAUAUAUAUACAUAUAUUGCUUUAUUUGAAACAAAUUAAAAUAUGCUGCAUUUGA
Molecule: messenger RNA, 2773 nt
Organism: Gorilla gorilla gorilla (western lowland gorilla)
Lineage: Eukaryota; Metazoa; Chordata; Mammalia; Primates; Hominidae
Gene: SPATS2L
Product: spermatogenesis associated serine rich 2 like
Exons: 14
Coding region: 508-2274 (588 amino acids)
Cellular component (GO): cytoplasm
Molecular function (GO): protein binding
Source: RefSeq, a predicted model, not a curated record